This is a messenger RNA of Cloeon dipterum, 2039 nucleotides long. RefSeq names its product MPN domain-containing protein-like. The transcript is spliced from 11 exons. The record is from RefSeq and is a predicted model, not a curated record. Bases 172 to 1755 code for a protein of 527 amino acids. Lineage: Eukaryota; Metazoa; Arthropoda; Insecta; Ephemeroptera; Baetidae. Gene Ontology annotation, molecular function: protein binding; metallopeptidase activity.
UUUGUUUACUAGCUGUAGCUGAUCGAAAAGGACGCCUGUCAGAAUUAAAUUAUAUUUUAACCAAAAUUCUGCCUCUAUACUGAACAAUAUUUAUAUUUUACUUGGUAAUUAGCUGUCUGAGUGCCGCUAGGAUGGUGGUGGUUUGAUAAAAUGGGCCUGCAUUAAGAACUAAUGCACCUUGGCAGAAGAAAUUUUAACCUGGAUUUAAGUGAGGACUGCGCUGAAUUAAUGGAGGAGGAUGACUUUGAUGAGGAAUUAGAGGACUCUUUGAGUUCUCCAGCCGGUUGUACAUCAGGCGAGGAGAGCGACGGCGGUACCCAAGUAUCGUCUCCUUGUAGAUCCUCUGUCACUCUUUUAACCCUAUUGAGGGAGAGACUCUUGACCCCCGGCGAGGGGGCUAUGUCCAUACAUUACCUGGGGCAAACAUUUGUUGGUGAUUUGCUGCCAAACGGAAAAAUAAAAUCGCAAGAAACUGACCUGAUCUUCAGUUCGCCGAGUGCUUGGGCAAUCCAUUGCAAGAAGAUCAUAAAUCCGGAAAAAAAAUCAGGCUGUGGCUGGGCAUCGGUUAAAUACCGUGGGAGGAAACUUGACGCGUACAAAAACGCAUAUUUCAAGAAGAAGAGGCUAGAUAUGAGCAAGGAAAACACACAUUCGGACGAGGAGGAAGUUGAUAAACCGUUACCUAUGAUGAUUCCUCCAACUGGACCAAAAACAAUAGUCAAGCACAACCUCCUUGGCUGCCGGACAGCCAACCAGGACCAAAACGUCUUGGUGGAAAGCGUCCCUUUUUCCACCAUUGGCAAAAUUCAGCCCUUUCUGGUCUCAAUGAGCACCAAUGCCUGCAUGGUGAUGGAUUUCCACUGCCACCUGACAAAUUCCGAAGUUGUUGGUUAUCUGGCAGGACACUGGGACGUCAACGCACACAAUCUUGCAAUUACACACGCGUUUCCCUGCCGAUGCCGGCUCGCUGACCGUGAACUGGCUCCUCAUGUUGAGGCUGACAUUUACCGUGCCAUUGAGCAGAGGAGGCUGACCCUGGUUGGCUGGUACCACAGCCAUCCUCGAUCUCCAGCAACGCCCUCAAUUAAAGAUUUGGACACGCAACUUGAUUAUGAAAUCAAAAUGAAAGGACCAAGUGACGCCUCUUACACUCCUUGCGUUGGCGUCAUUUGCUCUCCAUACUACCAGCCUGAUACAGACAUGACAAGAGACCAAAGUUUGGAAUCGUCAAUUGUUUGUUAUUGGGUUAUGCCACCCCCUGAAAACAGGCCGAUGGAAUACGGGAGACCCAUGUUGAUGAGCUAUGCAGUCAACCAGGAGCACUUUUUGUCGCAAGACGCUCUUAAUGAGAUGAAAAAGUGUGCAGAAUUUUACAAAGGAGAACCAGACGCAAUAAAGUUCAGUGAUUCUUUUGCCGGCUCUGUAACUUAUUUGGACAAGUUGAAGGCGUCCUUGGCUCCAAAAUUCCCUCGAGAUCAAAGCGAAGAACUAGUCUGGUCUUUUGUGCUGGAGUUGGUCAGCAGUGUUGAGGAAGACAAUCAAACUGCAGUUGAAGCGCCAAAAGUUGAGAAUGGGCACGACGCUACAAAUCACGAGCCAGAGAACCUGCAAGUCGAGUCUGCCGAGUCCGCUCCACUGCAUGCCACAAAUGAGGAUGUGGAGUCUGCAGAAACGAGACCGACGCCAAGUCCGCCUGGUGAUAAACCAGAGGUAAACGAGGGAGAGCAAGCCAAUGAGGAGGCAGAAAAUAAGUAAAAUGAGAGUUGAAUUAGACUUUCUUGGGAACUUAACAUCAAUGUAUUUAUGUAUUGCUGUGCAAAUGUUCAAAGACAAAGGGCCUAUAUUUGGGCGUAAUUUAUGAUGGAUUAAUCCAAUUUGGAUUCAGGUUUGAUUUAGAAAAGGAUUUUUUUAAUGCAUUUCCCGGACGCAUUUGUAAAUUAGACCAUCUGUGUAUAGCUGUGUAAAAACCUGUACAUGUUUCUUGUAGGUAAAAUUAGAUAGAGUAUACACUAUCUAAAAAAUAAAAAAAAUGCACAUAA